AUGAGUUCUCUGAUGGGUUUCAGAAACAAUGGUGGCGAUGGUGAACGGAGGGAAGAGAAGAAGCCUGCAGCCCAUGCAAGCUCAAGGAAAGGCUGCAUGAAAGGCAAAGGAGGUCCUGAGAACGCUUUUUGCACUUACAAAGGUGUUCGGCAGCGGACCUGGGGCCGGUGGGUUUCAGAAAUCCGUGAACCCAACCGUGGCAGCCGUCUCUGGUUGGGAACUUUCAGCUCCGCCCGUGAAGCCGCCAUAGCCUACGACACUGCCGCCCGGAGACUGUUUGGUGCUGAUGCUCAUCUCAACCUUCCUGAUGAGGCUCCGCCAUCACCAUCGCGAUCCACUGCUACCCGGAGAGCCGCUGAGUUGGCUGCCGCCGCUGUGGAAGCCGAAUACAAUAGUGUCCUCUUGGAGAUGAAAAUGAAGAAAAAAUUCGAGAAGCAAAUAAAAAUGCAGAUGUACAUGCUGAUGUUGCACCACCAACAGCAGAUGAAGAUGAAGAUUCAGAUGGAGAUGGAGAUGCAGAUGCAGAUGGAAGCUCAAGGUGGGAUCCCUGGAAACGUUAUGGAGUCCGAAUCACCUUUCAAGAAAUUGAACUCUAUGUUGCCGGAGUUUGAUGACUCGGCCAUGUGGGAGGAAGCAGCUUCCACCAUGGAUUAUCAUUCUCAGGCGAUUUGUGAUCCAGGAAUUGCGGCUUAUACCUUUAAUGAUGCGAUCGGGAUUGAGCUAAAACACCCACUGCUGGAGUGA
Molecule: messenger RNA, 744 nt
Organism: Lactuca saligna
Lineage: Eukaryota; Viridiplantae; Streptophyta; Magnoliopsida; Asterales; Asteraceae
Source: the annotation of a GenBank genome assembly